This is a messenger RNA of Orbilia oligospora ATCC 24927, 2562 nucleotides long. RefSeq lists its product as uncharacterized. The record is from RefSeq and is a predicted model, not a curated record. The transcript has 2 exons. Bases 1 to 2562 code for a protein of 853 amino acids. Lineage: Eukaryota; Fungi; Ascomycota; Orbiliomycetes; Orbiliales; Orbiliaceae.
AUGUCAGCUUCCACAAAUCCGCCACCAUCGCUCGUCUCUCCUUCAAACAAAACCGACAUCAUGACCUCCGCUGACCCUGAACCCACAAAGAAGUCCAAGAAGAAGAAGAGCUCCAAAAAACCCCAGCUCAAUGGCAUCGAUACUUCAUCCAAUAAUGACUCCAAGUCUACCACCAAUACUACCAAUACAGCUACAUCGACUUCUGCAACCACUAACGGGAAGAUACCUCAAUCCCCGGCUAUGUCUUCCACUUCAUCAAAAUCUAAGGACGGGAAUGCUGGUUCCCUUAUAAUAUGCAGGAACAAACACUGGCGCUACAUCUCGUCCUUCCACGGCCCAUGGCUCCAACUCCCCCCCGAAGUCCUCGAAUCCCUCGCCUAUCACAACUGGGGAACCCCACGUCCACACCCCAUCGACCCCGCCGUUUUCUUCGAUAUUGUCAAGAUCCGACGUCUCGUCGACGAAGCUACUACCAUUAGCGUUCGAGCCGCAGCGGGUGUCGCAUCUUCUUCAAGCAGUUACAACUCCUCCGCUGCCUCCCUGAUGGGUGGUGGGAACGCCGCAAUCCUAGGGAUCGGAUUUACAAACCCGAAUUCCAAUGCCAAACUUUCGAGGGAACGGAAGCAUCGGAUGAGAGAACUUGCGACUCAAAAGCUUUCUAGAGCUUACGCUCUCGAUGAAAUUGCCGCUAGCGUCGCAACAAUGCAAGGGGCCAGUACCCUUGAGGAUGUUGCUUCGUUCGUUCUUCAGAGGAAUCCGGACGACGUGGAUGCCAAAUAUGUACAUUUCUUCCAUGAGAAGAUCCCUAGUAGGAUGUUGGCUGCUUCUACUAGUCUUGAUCCGCUGGAUCAAGUGAUCUUUGAGAGACCGUACGAUGGAUGGGCAUUGAGGACUCGAGCUGUUACAAAGGGGUUCAAAGACGAUCAUGUUGGCGCUGCGGCAGAUUUGACAAGCGCUCUGAAGAGGGUUAGGAGCGCGGUUCACGAUAAUGGGAUCGGGAAGGGCACGAUUGGGGAUAUCUUUGGGACGAAUGGAACUACUAGUGGGAUGAUGCAUGAGAACCGUGGGAGUAGGGGGACUGGCAAUGGGAGUGGAGGUGGACCUGGAGCUGGGACAUGGGAUGGAGUCACCAAGGAUGAAAAUUUACAGCCGAGUUCAUUGGAGAUGCAGCUAUUGUUCCACAGGGCUAGUACCUAUCUUACGAUCGCUUGCCAGAAGAUCGAGACUUUCAAUGCUCUUGGAGAACAUAAGAACCCACCUCCGGCGAAUGGAGCACCACCACCCACCACUGCCAACGGUGGGCCGGAUAUUUAUACUUUGACGGCUCAAAAGCGAGAGACGAUUCGAAAGGCCAUCCGACAGAAUGCUAAGAAAGCAAUCCGAGAUUACCUUAAAUAUCUGUCUUAUUUCGAUUAUACACCCGGUCUUACACCAGAAGAAGCAGAGGAUCAAUUACGACAGAACAUCCAAGCUGCAGCUAGGAUGAAGACCCAGAAGGCUUUGGAGUAUGAUGCCAAUGGGAACGGAAAUACUAGCAAUGGUAACAACAAUAAUGGCAGCAGCAGCACAACUACCAAUGGGAAAGAGCAUGCUAAUGGCGGAUACUCCCGAGCUCGUAUCCCUGCACCUAGAGGACCAGUUUACUCCGUCUCAACCCUUUUCACAUCCCCACCCUCCACCCUCCCACCAUACCCACCUUCCCAAUCCACCGAACUCACCAAAUAUGCGCCUCCUUCAUCCAACUCCGCCGCUACUUCAUCUUCUACCUCCCCCCAACAACCCUCUCAAUCCUCUACUAUGAUCCCAGUCUACGAACAAAUCACCUACCAUCCACUCCUAACCGACGCUCUUCACUCCCUCCUUCUCUGCCACGCCAUAAUCUCUACCCCCGCCAAGGAAAUCCAACGGUACGCCUUCAUGGUCGCACGGCUAGCAAGGAUAUGCGAUGGAUAUCCCAUCUUCUUGGCGGCUAGAAGUCCGGCGAGAGCAGAUUGGAUCGAACUUAUACGAAGAGUUGGGGAUUGGAUGACACUCGGGAGAAGUUGGGAGAGUCUUUGUCAACCGGCGCCGUUACCACCUGUUAUUGAACGGGAUGAUGGGUAUCAUUCUCAUUCCCACCAUCACCAUUCUCACCACCACAAUCAUUCUCACCAUCACGGUAGUGGCGGUGGCGCUGGUAAUAAAUUGAUUGGGGAUGGGAAUGUCAGUAGUGAUGCUCUGACGGCAUUGAUGAAUGGAGGUGAUUCGGAUGGUGGAUUUGAACUUACUGGUGGAUCUGGAAGUUUUGGAGGUUGUAGUGGUAGUCAUAAGGAGCAUAGUCAAGUCAGGGGAGCUAAAAGGUGGGCUCAAGAAGAUGGGAAGGAAUAUCCCAUCUCCACGGAGAGGGCAGCGGUGAUUGCGAGGUUUGUGAAGGAAGAUAUGAAGAGGGGGAAGGAUGGUGGGGAUAAAGCAGCAGCGGUGAAGAAGGAGAAUGGAGAGGUUGCUAAGGGGAAAGUUGGGGGAGAAAAAGUGGAGGUUCGGUUGGCGAAGGAAGAGAGUUUUGAUGCUGAGGAGUUGGAUUGA